Molecule: messenger RNA, 1900 nt
Organism: Scleropages formosus (Asian bonytongue)
Lineage: Eukaryota; Metazoa; Chordata; Actinopteri; Osteoglossiformes; Osteoglossidae
Gene: tsnaxip1
Product: translin-associated factor X interacting protein 1
Exons: 6
Coding region: 1230-1838 (202 amino acids)
Source: RefSeq, a predicted model, not a curated record
UUGUGUCUCCAUAACUGAAAACACCUCUUCUGCACAAAAACACAUUCGCCGCCUAGCAACUUAAUUUUGGCCUCGAACCAAGAAAUCGGAACGCUGGCAGGAAGGGGCUCUGAAUCAGCCGGGUGCGAAAGACCGGCUGGGACUAAUAUGGAGAAGCGAGGGUAGAGGAGAAACAAAGCAACAACAAUCCUCGCACAUCAGAAAUAUUUGCAUGGAAAUGUUGACACACAACGUGGAGCGGAGGAUGGAGGGGGAGUUCUGAGGACAGCCUGAGCUGCGUCUGUCAUCUGCUGAGUGCGUCUCCCUCGUGAGGCUGGGGGACCCCACGGUGUUGCGGGGCUGCGUUGCCCACACGCUGCAGCCUUAUCUGGAUGCCUGGACCACUGGCUGCAGCCAGAAAGCCUGCAAUAUGGCAACUGAACCAGGUCUGUAAACCGCUGCUCAGCUGACCAGAUUCUUCCACAGGAACACACACUGUAUGCCCUACAAGCUUCCUCUGUUUGCAGCGUACAUGGAUCUCUGUCCUAUUCAUGGCACAAAACACAAUCUGGACAACAGCACCUCGGAUGGACGAAGCAAAGUGCAAAUACUGACGAAUCUUAAGACGAAACCUAGCUUUUCUUUCUUUAUUACACAAAACGGAUCUUAAUUGACCUUCAGCGCUGGAAUUGUGUAAACCUAGACACUGUUUUGUUCACAGCUACAAGGUGCCUGGAUACCUGAGGACUGCGGGGGGGGGGAUCAAUUCUGAUUCAGAACCAAGCGCAGUGUGGUGAGUUCCAUGGUACUUUGAGAAAGCCACAGUUCCUGGAGCUACUUGAAGGGGAUUUGAGAAGAAAGCUGCAGGCCUUGAACAUAAAUGAGCCCAGGUCUCAAGAGCACAGACUCCAGGUCCCACAGAUCAUUCUUCAACCCAGCACACUUGCUAAAUAUGCAGAUCCACCUUAGUUGACAUACAUUGUCAUAUUUUAUUCAGUUUCAGAACAAGAGAGGUCACUGUUUUGAAGAAAGCCCUGGCUGUGCUGUACCUGGCCUACUGUCAGGAGUGUGACGCCCGCAGGCUGCCCAUGGCCAGCAUCAGCAAUUUGAGUCACGCAGCAGGAGCAUAAGAAGAGGGUUGGGGGCAGGAACCACAUGCAGUGGGUGACUUCGGGUCCAAUGUACAUAUGUGGGAUACAUAGAGGCAAUAGGACUGAACAGCUUUUGAGGUAGUGUCUGAGGACUCGGAGAUGGUGAAAGUGGCACUCGAGGUGUGUGGGGAAGAUUUGAUCAAGGCCCAGGUGGAGUUGAACCACCUGCAGGCUGAGUACAGGGAUGCAGUGCCCUGCAGAGUCUGGGAAGCCCUUGAUCAUGCCUAUCAGGAGACCCUGCUGAAGCUGCAAACCCUUCAGAUGGACUUUGACCAAAUCAAAGCCGAGUACGACACACUGCUGGAGGUCCACAUACAGAUCACUGAGCAGUGGGACAUCCUCGAGGGGGAGCUAAAGGCCUUCCAGGGUACUUUCACCUCCUGCCCUCACUGGACUGGGAAGACUGCGCAGGUGUCUGAGAGUUUGCUCCUCAUACUAGGAGGGAGUACCAGAAACAGGGUGUCCACACUGAGAGCAGAAAACAGAGAGACAUACUCGGGGCACAUCUCCCAGGGCCAGUCCAGCCUGACCAUUCUGCUGCAGAAGUUGGAAGAGAGGGCCAUGAAGCAGGAAUUCUUCAUUGGGCUGGUAGCCACUCCACCACGUACCCACCGGCUGACCUGCUCCAUAGGAUUACAUUCUCACGCCCACCACACCCCCAGUCUUCUCAGUAUCAUAAUACACACACAAAGUGCAAGUGCUUUAUAAAUCUCCACCUCAAAGACUGCAGGACAGGUAGGAUGAUAGAGGUGAAUUUUUGACUCUGUUUA